AUGAAACUAAGAGUGAAUGGCCUUCUGACCGACUGUUACACAGGAGAUAGAAUGUUGUUCAUCACACCCCCAAUGAAGCCCCUCCCGAGAGUCUUGAAUAUGGAAAACUUCAAAGCCCGAAUCUACCAUGAGGGCCAAGUCAAGAGCCCCACCCUGUGCUCAAAAUGUUUAGCUCAGGGGCAUCAUGCAUCAACGUGCACAAAAGAAGUGGUGUGCAGAAAGUGUUCGAAGGCUGGUCAUAAAGCAUAUGAAUGCAAGCAACAAACCGGUGGCGAUGAGAUUCCAAGUAUGCGUGAAACCCAAAUGUCUGACAGGUGCGACGGGAAGCCACGAGCACAACCUAUACAGAAGACGCGCGACACGUCGAUGGAUUCCAAUGCAGAUGACUCAGCUCGCGAUUUAAUUUCUGAUCAUUUCCAGAGCAACAGAUCAUUACGUAACAGGAAAGAAGCACCAAAAUCGCAAGCAAAGAUCACGCAGUUUAUUUCAGCGGAACGGGCGAGCGAUCGCGAAAAUGCUUCUCAGAGAGAUUCGGAGAGUGAUGGUGACUCAGAGAGUGAUAGUGAAGACGCCAACACACUUGAAGUUGAAGAAGAGUACUCUGAUAUGUCGGCAGAUUCACCGAAACUCCCUGAAGAUGGGAAGAAGUUCGCCAGUGCUAAACGGUCAAGAAGGACGGAUGAUUAUGUUGAAUGCUAA
Lytechinus variegatus (green sea urchin) is the source of this 699-nucleotide messenger RNA. RefSeq names its product zinc finger CCHC domain-containing protein 10-like. The record is from RefSeq and is a predicted model, not a curated record. Lineage: Eukaryota; Metazoa; Echinodermata; Echinoidea; Temnopleuroida; Toxopneustidae. Gene Ontology annotation, molecular function: nucleic acid binding; zinc ion binding. The transcript is spliced from 2 exons. The coding region runs from base 1 to 699 and encodes 232 amino acids.